AUGUCUGGGAUCAAAAAAGACGAGUCUCUAUGGAGCACGACAUUGAAGCGAGUCGACAAAGCACUUGUCAUUGUUCAAAGCAACCAACGACGCUCCUUUGACGGGUAUUUUGCUGGUGCUGUGCAAGGAACAGGAUUCAUAAUUGCCAUUGAAGCAGGCUCCGUCUUCGUCCUCACGGCGAAACACGUUGUUCACGGACCGAGCGAAGGCAUUUGUGUUUUCCAUGAUCACCAAAAGUUUGUCUACAAGGUUAAGGAUACCGAUCCGAUCCACGACUGGGCAAUUUUGGACAUCCAUGUUCCUCUGCACCUGACAGCUAACUACAAAGUCUUGCCGCUGAAACCAGAUGCGGCUACGGUUGGGUUAGACUGCAAAAUCAUGGGUAACAACGCUGGAGAGGAACGCGCCAUCCUGUCAGCCACAAUAAGCCAAGUGGAUCGAGAUGCGCCCUACCACUCCAACAGCUACCAUGACUUCAAUGUCGCUUACAUCCAGGCCGACGCUGGUGGAACAGGAGGCAGCUCUGGUAGCCCCUUGAUCGACGUUAAUGGGAACGUCGUUGCUAUGGUGACCGAAAAUGAUGGUGAAGAUAUUGCCAUGACCAACUUCUUCAUCACUUUGGACAUUCUAGUUCGGGCGCUCGAGGACGUGAGAAACGGCAGGCGUAUACCACGUGGCACCAUCCAGACAAAAUGGUUAUCGAAACUCCUCGCCGAGUGUCGGUCAUUGGGGCUGAGCGCCGAAAUGGAAAUGGAGCUGCUGUCUCAGGCUCCAGACACAAAGAAACUGCUUUUUGCAGACAAAAUUCUUCCCCUCGGCCCAGCGCACGACAGAAUACAACAUGGGGACCUUCUGCUGUGCGCUGGCGGUCAGACUGUAACAUCACAACUGGGAAUGGAGUCAAUUCUAGAUUCAAAUGAAGGGAAGGAGCUCACGUUGGGGCUCCUACGAAAAGGCACGUUCGUCGAAGUGACGGUGUCUGUCCAAGACCUUUACGCCGUCACGCCGAGCCGCUUUCUCGAUUUCUCAGGUGCAACAUUCCAUGACAUCUCACUCCAAAAGGCGAUGGAGCAUAACAUUCCUUGUCGUGGAGUCUAUGUUGCGGAUGCAGAUGAACCUUUUAAGCUGACGACCAAGGGAUUCUUCAGAAACUGGCUCAUUGAAAAAGUUGGAGAUAUCGAAAUUUCAAACCUCGACGAAUUCAUCGCCGCGGUCAAAUGCCUUCCACAUAACUCGAAAACGACCAUCUACUGUUAUAAUCUGUGGUCCAGACACGAGAAAUGCACAGUGACGGUUACGCUCCACCGACGUACGCUACCAAUGGACCUUUGGUGCUGGAAUACUUCUACGAAGACUUGGGAUUGUACCAAAUUCGCGCCGUGCGGCCCCAGCAUUUCGCCACCUCUAUCUGGCAUGUGUGGAAAUGAUAAAAUAUACCCGAAGGUUGCAGCGACAGCUCUGGCGUCUUCGGUUCACGUCUACAGCUUCGCUCCGGCGAAGCUGGACAGCUUGGACAACAAGGUGAAUGAGGGAUACGGGGUUGUGGUUGAGGACAAGGGAGUCGUGCUGGUGUCCAAAGCUGUUGUGCCGAGCGACUCAUGCGAGGUUCUACUGACAUUUAGUGAAAGAAACACCUUGCCGGCUGAGGGCAUCUUUUGUCAUCCUCUAAAUGGCUUUGCAUUAGUCAAAUAUGAUCCUGACAAAUUGCCGAAGACAGUCGCCGCAGUGAAACAGGGUUCUCAGAUACCAAUUAUAGGCAGCAGUGUCAUCUUCCUCACCUUUUGUGAAGAUCGGCGCCCCAUUGUCACAAAUACAACCGUCACCGACUAUGCCUUUGUGAAAAUUCCGGCAGAUGACCUGAGACCGCGAUAUAGGACAAUCAACACUGAGGUCCUGCAGAUUGAGAGCCCGCUCGGUUCACAGCAUUCUUCCGGCAUCUUGCUUGAUAAUGAUGGCACAUUGGUGGCUUUGUGGCAAAGCUGCCCAAGUUACAAACGGCGCAACUGUUACGGCCUUCCGGUAGCACCUCUCGAAGCCUACGUUCACGCUUUUGUGCAAGGUGACCACCUUAAGUGGAGGUUUAUCGAUACCGAGUUUUCCGCGCUCAGGAUGGAAGGCUGUAGGGACAGGGGAGUUACUCCUUCAUGGAUAGAUGAAGUUUUCCAGGUCCGGCCGACCAGAAACCAGCUUCUGGUGGUAAAGAAUGGACGACUGCCGUUUGAAAAUGGCGAUAUUGUCUUAAGCAUUGAUGGGAAGCCAGCCACCGAUACCUCUAAAAUUCUGGUCUUGGAGAAAGAGCAGGUCGACGCCAUGGUAGUACGAAACCGAAAAGAGAUCUCUCUCACCAUACACACACAACCUCUAUCGAUCUUGUCUACGUCCCACGCCGUCAGAUUUUGUGGGUUGCUGUUACAAAAGCCACAUUUCGCCGUGAGCCAGCGGCGCCUCGAAAAUCCUUCCGAGAUCUAUGUCGCCGAUAUCGAGCAAGGUUCACCGGGGGCCGAAGUUAAGAACCAUUCAUUCAUUACGCAUCUCAAUGGGAACCAAUGUCGCACGCUGGAUCAAUUCUUAACUGUGGCUGAAGGAAUUCAACGUGAUACAUCCUUUACAUUGACCCAGAUAACACCCGACGAUCAAACACAGAAUGUCGAAAUAUGGAGGCAAGAUCGAUUUUUUCCGUUGACUGAAUACGUCAAAACCCCGGAGAAAGGUGCCUGGGAAGUGUCCGAAACAAGGUUCACGGAGGGGUUGUAG
This is a messenger RNA of Cladophialophora immunda, 2754 nucleotides long. RefSeq lists its product as uncharacterized. Gene Ontology annotation, molecular function: protein binding; serine-type endopeptidase activity. NCBI's taxonomy places the organism in Eukaryota, Fungi, Ascomycota, Eurotiomycetes, Chaetothyriales, Herpotrichiellaceae. The coding region runs from base 1 to 2754 and encodes 917 amino acids. Gene Ontology annotation, biological process: proteolysis. The transcript is spliced from 3 exons. The record is from RefSeq and is a predicted model, not a curated record.